UGCCCGAUCUGAACUGAGUGGGCCAUGCUCUCCCCCAAUUAUGCAUCUCACUGCAGCCGACAUUUUAGGCUGCUCCGACUGCUGCCACCUGUCUCUGGCCCUUUUCUCACCCUCAUCCGACACAACUUGCUGCAAUCUGGAUGAUGAUCUCCUAGGAGGGUGUUUUCUCCCCUCCUACCUGACUGGCAGAUGCAGACGUUGGACCAGCUUGUCCCAGAAAUCCGCGAAGAUCUGGUCUAAUUUGGAG
Messenger RNA from Pelobates cultripes (western spadefoot toad), 247 nucleotides. Lineage: Eukaryota; Metazoa; Chordata; Amphibia; Anura; Pelobatidae. The record is from the annotation of a GenBank genome assembly.